ACGAAAUUAGUUAAGAGCGUCGUCACUCACUCACUCAUGGAGAAGGAAGUUGCUCAAAGAAAGGAGAAGGAAGAGUCACUGAGACUGGCGAUCGCUGUUUCUCUGCUACGAUCGAAGAUCCAGAACCGUCUAUCUUCUUCCCUUUGCGAUGCUCCCUCCGAAACCGAUCCUCUUCGCUGGAAACAGAAGAACCGUCGAUCGUCUUCCUCUACUUCCCGUGGCGAUGCUCCUCUCUCCGAAAGCGGUGCUCUUCGCUGGAAGCACAAGGCAAAAGAGAGGAAGAAAGAGAUUAUCAGACUACAGGAAGAUCUCAAGGAUGCUGAAAUUUUAGGUUGUGAUUUAUUCCCAGGGAAUGCUUCUUGCAAGUGUUAUUUCUUUGAUAGCUUGGGAGAAUGGCGGAUUGGAGAGGCCUCUGAACGGAGGUUUAACGAUGCUCUUCGUCGUAGAUUUCUCAGAAUAGCUUGUGUUGUCCUAGCAAGGAUAAGGGGGAGAAGGAAAUCAACUCGACCAUCUCAAAGAUUGCGACUCUCAGAACCGGAAUAUGAAGAAGAAGCAGAGCAGCUAAGGAUAUCUAUUGAUUUUCUCCUGGAACUGUCCCGUGCAGACUCCAAUGACGCUAAUUUCAGCAGCUGGUCACAUCAGGCUGUAGAUUUCAUAUUAGCUUCGCUGAAGAAGCUGAUAUGGAUGGGGAGAAACUUGGAACUUGUUGAAGAAUCUAUUAGUUCCAUGAUUACACAGUUAAUCGCAGCAAUGUGCACUCCUUUUAAAGGAAAUGAGGUGAAACAAUUAGAAACUAGUGUUGGGUUUUAUGUCCAACAUCUGAUCCGUCAACUGGGAAGUGAUCCAUACAUUGGACAGCGUGCAAUAUUUGCUAUUUCUCAGAGGAUAUCCAUUUUAGCGGAAAACAUACUGGUCGUGGACCCAUUUGAUGAAUCAUUUUCAGAGAUGGAUGAGUGCAUGUUUAUAUUGAUACAGCUAAUUGAGUUCCUGAUAUGUGAUUAUUUGUUAACUUGGGCAGAGAAUGAAGCAUUUGAGACUGUUGUGUUUGAGGAGUGGAUAUCAUCAGUAAUCCAUGCGAGGAAAGCAGUAGCUGCGUUGGAAGAAAGAAAUGGGUUGUAUCUUCUUUUCAUGGACCGAGUGACAGGGGAAUUAGCUAAACGAGUUGGUCAAGUCACAUCUUUCCGGGAGGUGGAGCCAGCCAUUUUGGACAAAAUCUUAGCCUACCCAGAAUGAUACCUUCCCAGGUCAUGUCGAUGAUGAAGUCGGUGUACCGAGGAAGCUUGGAGUUUUCAUAAGAAAAAGUAGAGGAUUCGGAUACAGAGGGCGUCCACACACCACCACCAGAUCGGCUUCUGCAACACUUCUGCCAGGCUCCUUCCAUGUUACUGCUUGCCUCGCCUCCUCUUUCUUACUGUCUCUCCUUCUCUAGCUUGUUUAUGUGUUUGGUCUGUGGUUUUCUAUUUAACUUACGAAAAUUGAUGUAGUAGAUAGUAUUGUUCCUUUGUAGUGUCAACAAGUGCUCUACGUGUAUAAACGUCAUGUAAGUGUGUACAUUUUGAAUGCUUGAUAUUGUGAACUUUAUUUACAGUUUGGUCUUUUCCAA
Raphanus sativus (radish) is the source of this 1603-nucleotide messenger RNA. RefSeq names its product protein MULTIPOLAR SPINDLE 1. Gene Ontology annotation, biological process: meiotic DNA double-strand break formation; meiotic spindle organization. Lineage: Eukaryota; Viridiplantae; Streptophyta; Magnoliopsida; Brassicales; Brassicaceae. The coding region runs from base 37 to 1233 and encodes 398 amino acids. The record is from RefSeq and is a predicted model, not a curated record. The transcript is spliced from 11 exons.